Talpa occidentalis (Iberian mole) is the source of this 431-nucleotide messenger RNA. Its product is annotated as cohesin subunit SA-1-like. The annotation marks the transcript as partial. The record is from RefSeq and is a predicted model, not a curated record. Gene Ontology annotation, molecular function: chromatin binding. Gene Ontology annotation, biological process: sister chromatid cohesion. Gene Ontology annotation, cellular component: nucleus; chromatin; cohesin complex. Lineage: Eukaryota; Metazoa; Chordata; Mammalia; Eulipotyphla; Talpidae. The transcript is spliced from 4 exons.
GUGCUAACUGCCAAAGAAAGGAAAACUCAAUUGAUGAUAGAAACAAAUUGACUGAACAUUUUAUCAUCACACUUCCUAUGUUGCUAUCAAAGUAUUCUGCAGAUGCAGAGAAAGUAGCAAACUUGCUACAAAUCCCACAAUAUUUUGAUCUAGAAAUUUAUAGCACAGGUAGAAUGGAAAAGCAUCUGGAUGCUUUAUUAAAACAAAUUAAGUUUGUUGUGGAGAAACAUGUAGAAUCAGAUGUUUUAGAAGCCUGCAGUAAAACCUAUAGCAUCUUAUGCAGUGAAGAAUAUACCAUCCAGAACAGAGUUGACAUAGCUCGAAGUCAGCUGAUGAUGAGUUUUGCUCAUGAUCUCACAAAAUGGGAUCUGUUUGGUAAUUGCUAUAGAUUAUUGAAGACUGGAAUUGAACAUGGAGCUAUGCCAGAACAG